Closterium sp. Yama58-4 is the source of this 1770-nucleotide messenger RNA. Lineage: Eukaryota; Viridiplantae; Streptophyta; Zygnematophyceae; Desmidiales; Closteriaceae. The record is from the annotation of a GenBank genome assembly.
AUGUACGACACGUCGGCGGUACCGAUUUUCACAGGUGAAAACUACUCCGCGUGGAAGUUUAAGUUCCAAGUGCUCAUGAUGGAGCGGGGACUUUGGGGUCUCUUCGAUGGGACGGAGAAGAAGCCGGACGACGAGAGCGACAUCGCGGCUUGGAAGAAGAAGGACCAAAAGGCGUUCGCUACGCUAAUCUCGCGGAUCGGCAUCAACCUCGUGAGCUCGGUGCGCACGUGCAUCAAGCUCGAAGCGUCGGCGCAUGAGGCGUGGAAGCGGCUCGAGACAAUGCACGUGAACAAGACUCUCCACGGCAAGAUCUUGGUCCGGAAUGCGUUCUACACGGUGAAGUUGCGCGCGGGCGAAUCGAUGCACGAGUAUGCGACUCGUGUGGAGGAACUUGGGGAAACGUUCGUAGACCUCGGUGGAACGGUCACGGAGGAGGAUUGGAUUUUGACCUUGCUUUGCGGUCUUCCGGAAGAGUGGUCGACGGUGAUAACGACACUCGAUAGCGUGCAAGACACUUGGACAAAGGAAACGGUGGUCGGUCGGCUUCUCCAUGAGGAAUCGCGUCGCCGACAAUUCGCUAAUGAGAGCGUGGAGACCGCCAUGUUCUCCGGAGGGAGUUCCGGAGGAAAGUCCAAGUGGAGCAAGGGUGCGACGAAGAAGUCGUACGGUGGAAGCGAUCGCGGCAAGGGGAACACAUCAAACGGCACGAGCAAGUGCCACUAUUGCAGCAAAGCGGGACACUUUUGGCGAGAGUGUCGGAAGCGUCCGAGCGAUUGGACUCCAUCGAAAGCGCGGAACCAAGAGGGCAACGCGCACACGGCAUCCGGCGAGGCGGAUGAUACAAGGGAGUCGAUCGUGUUAUUGGCCGGUGACGGGACCAACACUCCAAACGACGCGUGGUUCCUUGACACAGGCGCAACACAACACAUGACUCACUCGGCAUCGUUCCUCACCAACGUUGGUGCACCGGGAAACGUCACGCGCGUCGUCUUCGGAAACAGCAAGUCGCUACCGGUGGUCGGAGUUGGGAGUACGCGUCUCAUCGUCGAUGGCGGACCGGUGGACAUCACGAACGUGCUUCACGUCCCGGGAUUGAAGGUGAAUCUACUCUCCGUCACUCAACUCGCGAAGAAGGACGUGAAGGUCACCAUCGAUGGCGCAAAGAUGAACCUCUUUUGGAAGGGGAAGCAAUUCGCACAAGGCGUUCUCAACGGAGAACUCUACCAACUCAAGACGCACUCGGAAGCGGCUUCAUGCAACGUGGCGCAAGGCUCCAAAGCGACUCUUAAGGCGUGGCAUAAUCGACUUGCGCACGUCAACUGCGACUCGGUCAAGGAGUUGAUCAACAAAGAACUUGCGAAGGAAAUCGACAUGAUCGCCGGCAACGACGAGAAGGGCGUGUGCGGGGCGUGUGUCGAAGGAAAAAUGGCUCGCAAGCCAUUUGGUAGCCGUACUUCUCCCCUCGCUAAGGACCCGCUUGCGCUUGUUCACAUGGACGUGUGUGGACCGAUGCGGUGUGCAUCAAAGGGAGGAGCAUGGUUCCUCUUGGUGAUGCUCGACGACGCGACGCGGAUGUGUUGGACCCGACUCUUGAAGGCUAAGGGAGAUGCGGCCAAGACGAUUCAAGAGUGGGCGCUCGAAGUUUGCGACGACGACAAGAAGCGGAUCAAGUGUAUUCGCACCGAUGGUGGUGGCGAAUUCGUGAACGCGGAGCUUGAGAAAUGGAUGAAAUGCAUGGGCAUUAAGCACGACGUCACAACUAUUCUCUAG